CCCAUUUUGUCCCCUCUCCCUUCUCUCCUCACUCUUCACCUCUCCCCAGGUCGCCUUCUUAGAGGACUCCGCCGACGGAGAUGCUGCGGACCCCGCGGCCAGGGUCUGCUCCCCGGAGAACCCUCCGUCCACCUUUGCCCCCUCCCCGGGGGCGCGGGACGCAAGUUUCCGCUCCGUCCUUUCCCCAGUGACAGGACUUGGCUGCGGCCACGGCCAGGGAGGCGGGGGGAGGGACUGCCUGGCUCCCGAGCCCCCUCCCCUGAUCGCGAGCUCUGCGCGGUCUGUGUCUCUCUCGGCAAGUGCGGAGACGCGGAGGAGGAGGAGGAGGAGGAGGCAGUUGGGGGAGGAUCUCCAUUGAAAUAAACAACCAGGCAGCAGUUAUUAACACGGGAACAUGGCGGCCGCAGCCUCAGCCACAGCUUCGGCGGCGAAGGUCAGCGCCGACGGCAGCCGGCACCUGACGGCGUGACCGACCCGAGCCGAUUUCUCUUGGAUUUGGCUACAAAUUUAUAGAUCUUCUGCACUGUGUACAGGCACAGUUGCUGAUAUGUGUUCAAGAUGAGUGGGAUGGGAGAAAAUACCUCUGACCCAUCCAGGGCAGAGACAAGAAAGCGUAAGGAAUGUCCUGACCAGCUUGGACCCAGCCCCAAGAGGAGCACUGAGAAACGUAAUCGUGAACAGGAAAAUAAAUACAUUGAAGAACUUGCAGAGCUGAUUUUUGCUAAUUUUAACGAUAUAGACAACUUUAACUUCAAACCUGACAAAUGUGCAAUCUUAAAAGAAACUGUGAAGCAAAUUCGUCAGAUCAAAGAACAAGAGAAAGCAGCAGCCGCCAACGUAGAUGAAGUGCAGAAGUCAGACGUGUCGUCCACCGGGCAGGGUGUCAUCGACAAGGAUGCACUGGGGCCUAUGAUGCUUGAGGCCCUUGAUGGGUUCUUCUUUGUAGUGAACCUGGAAGGCAACGUUGUGUUUGUUUCAGAGAAUGUGACACAGUACCUAAGGUAUAACCAGGAAGAGCUGAUGAACAAAAGCGUAUAUAGCAUCCUGCAUGUUGGGGACCACACUGAAUUCGUCAAAAACCUGCUGCCAAAGUCCAUAGUGAACGGGGGAGCUUGGUCUGGCGAACCUCCCAGGCGGAACAGCCAUACUUUCAAUUGUCGGAUGCUGGUAAAACCUUUACCUGAUUCAGAAGAGGAAGGUCAUGAAAACCAGGAAGUACAUCAGAAAUAUGAAACUAUGCAGUGCUUUGCUGUCUCUCAACCAAAGUCCAUCAAAGAAGAAGGAGAAGAUUUGCAGUCCUGCUUGAUUUGUGUGGCUAGAAGAGUCCCCAUGAAGGAGAGACCAGUUCUUCCCUCAUCAGAAAGUUUCACUACUCGCCAAGAUCUCCAAGGCAAGAUCACGUCCCUGGACACUAGCACCAUGCGGGCAGCCAUGAAGCCAGGCUGGGAGGACCUGGUGAGGAGGUGCAUCCAGAAGUUCCACGCGCAACACGAAGGGGAGUCUGUGUCUUAUGCUAAGAGGCAUCACCAUGAAGUGCUGAGACAGGGACUGGCCUUCAGUCAGAUCUAUCGUUUCUCCUUGUCCGACGGCACUCUCGUGGCUGCACAAACGAAAAGCAAGCUCAUCCGCUCUCAGACUACUAACGAACCUCAGCUCGUGAUAUCUUUACACAUGCUGCACAGAGAGCAGAAUGUGUGUGUAAUGAAUCCGGAUCUGACUGGACAAGCGAUGGGGAAGCCAUUGAAUCCAAUUAGCUCUAGCAGCCCUGCCCAUCAGGCCAUGUGCAGUGGGAACCCCGGUCAGGACAUGACCCUAAGUAGCAAUAUAAAUUUCCCCAUGAACGGCCCAAAGGAACAAAUGGGCAUGCCCAUGGGCAGGUGCGGUGGUUCCGGGGGAAUGAACCACGUGUCGAGCAUGCCGGCAGCCACUCCUCAGGGUAGUAACUAUGCACUCAAAAUGAACAGCCCCUCACAAGGCAGCCCGGGCCUGAAUCCAGGACAGCCCAGCUCCAUGCUCUCACCGAGGCAUCGCAUGAGCCCUGGCGUGGCCGGAAGCCCUCGAAUUCCCCCCAGUCAGUUUUCCCCCGCAGGAAGCUUGCAUUCCCCCGUGGGAGUUUGCAGCAGCACAGGAAAUAGCCAUAGCUACACCAACAGUUCCCUCAACGCGCUGCAGGCCCUCAGCGAGGGGCACGGGGUCUCGCUGGGCUCGUCGCUGGCUUCACCGGACCUCAAAAUGGGCAACUUGCAAAACUCCCCGGUGAAUAUGAAUCCUCCCCCGCUCGGCAAGAUGGGAAGCUUAGACUCCAAAGACUGUUUCGGACUUUACGGGGAGCCCUCGGAAGGUCCAGCCGGGCCAGCAGAGAGCAGCUGCCCCCCGGGGGAGCAGAGGGGUGCCGGCGAGGCCGGGGGCGGCGAGAGGCCCGACGGGCAGGGCAGACUGCAUGACGGCAAGGGGCAGACCAAACUCCUGCAGCUGCUAACCACCAAAUCCGACCAGACGGAGCCUUCGCCCUUGCCUGGCGCUCUGUCGGACACCAGCAAGGACUCCACGGGCAGCUUGCCUGGCUCUGGGUCGACGCACGGAACCUCGCUCAAGGAGAAGCAUAAGAUUUUGCACAGACUCCUGCAGGACAGCAGUUCCCCCGUGGACUUGGCGAAGCUGACAGCGGAAGCCACGGGCAAAGAGCUGAACCAGGAGGCCAGCAGCACAGCUCCUGGGUCCGAGGUGACUAUUAAGCAGGAGCCAGUGAGCCCCAAGAAGAAAGAGAAUGCACUACUUCGCUACCUGCUCGAUAAAGAUGAUACUAAAGAUAUCGGUUUACCGGAAAUCACCCCCAAACUGGAGCGACUGGACAGUAAGACAGACCCUGCCAGUAACACGAAAUUAAUCACCAUGAAAACUGAGAAGGAGGAGAUGAGCUUUGAGCCCGGUGACCAGCCUGGCAGUGAGCUGGACAACUUGGAGGAGAUUUUGGAUGAUUUGCAGAAUAGUCAAUUACCACAGCUUUUCCCAGACACGAGGCCAGGCGCCCCUGCUGGAUCAGUUGACAAGCAAGCCAUCAUCAAUGACCUCAUGCAACUCACAGCCGAGAGCAGCCCUGUUACACCUGUUGGAGCCCAGAAAACAGCGUUGCGAAUUUCACAGAGCACUUUUAAUAACCCACGACCAGGGCAACUGGGCAGGUUAUUGCCAAACCAGAAUUUACCACUUGACAUCACAUUGCAAAGCCCAACUGGUGCUGGACCUUUCCCACCAAUCAGAAACAAUAGUCCCUACUCAGUGAUACCUCAGCCAGGAAUGAUGGGUAAUCAAGGGAUGAUAGGAAACCAAGGAAAUUUAGGGAACAGUAGCACAGGCAUGAUUGGUAAUAAUGCUGCCCGGCCCACCCUGCCAUCUGGGGAAUGGGCACCUCAGAGCGCUGCUGUGAGAGUCACCUGUGCUGCUGCCACCAGUGCCAUGAACCGGCCGAUCCAAGGAGGUAUGAUUCGGAACCCAACCGCCAGCAUCCCCAUGAGACCCAACAGCCAGCCUGGCCAAAGACAGAUGCUUCAGCCUCAGGUCAUGAAUAUAGGGCCAUCUGAAUUAGAGAUGAACAUAGGGGGACCUCAGUAUAGCCAACAACAAGCGCCUCCAAAUCAGACCGCCCCCUGGCCUGAAAGCAUCCUGCCGAUAGAACAGGCACCGUUUGCCAGCCAGAACAGGCAGCCGUUUGGCAACUCUCCAGAUGACUUGCUGUGUCCACAUCCUGCAGCGGAGUCUCCAAGUGAUGAAGGCGCUCUCCUGGACCAGCUGUACUUGGCCUUGCGGAACUUCGAUGGCCUGGAGGAGAUCGACAGAGCUCUGGGGAUACCCGAGCUGGUCAGCCAGAGCCAAGCGGUGGACCCAGAGCAGUUCCCCAGUCAGGACUCCAACAUCAUGCUGGAGCAGAAGACCCCCGUGUUCCCGCAGCAGUACGCAUCUCAGGCACAGAUGGCCCAGGGCAGCUACACUCCCAUGCAGGAUCCAAACUUCCACACCAUGGGGCAGCGGCCGAGUUAUGCCACGCUCCGCAUGCAGCCCAGACCCGGCCUCAGGCCCACGGGCCUGGUGCAGAGCCAGCCCAACCAGCUGAGGCUUCAACUGCAGCAUCGCCUCCAAGCACAGCAGAAUCGCCAGCCACUCAUGAAUCAAAUCAGCAAUGUUUCAAACGUGAACCUGACUCUGAGGCCUGGAGUACCCACACAGGCACCUAUUAACGCACAGAUGCUGGCCCAGAGACAGAGGGAAAUCCUGAACCAGCAUCUUCGACAGAGACAAAUGCAUCAGCAACAGCAAGUUCAGCAGCGAACGCUGAUGAUGAGAGGACAGGGGCUGAACAUGACGCCCAGCGUGGUGGCUCCUAGUGGUGUGCCGGCAACUAUGAGCAGCCCCCGGGUCCCCCAGGCAAACGCGCAGCAGUUUCCCUUCCCUCCGAACUACGGAAUAAGUCAGCAGCCUGAUCCAGGCUUUGCUGGGGCCACCGCGCCCCAAAGCCCUCUGAUGUCGCCCCGGCUGGCGCACACGCAGAGCCCCAUGCUGCAGCAGUCCCAGGCGAACCCAGCCUACCAGGCCUCCUCGGACAUGAACGGGUGGGCGCAGGGGAGCAUGGGCGCAAACAGCAUGUUUUCGCAGCAGUCCCCUCCACACUUCGGACAGCAAGCAAACACCAGCAUGUACAAUAACAAUAUGAACAUCAAUGUAUCCAUGGCGACCAACACAGGUGGCAUGAGCAACAUGAACCAGAUGACCGGACAGAUCAGCAUGACCUCAGUGACCUCCGUGCCUACGUCAGGGCUGUCCUCCAUGGGUCCCGAGCAGGUUAAUGAUCCUGCUCUCAGAGGAGGCAGCCUUUUCCCAAGCCAGCUGCCUGGAAUGGAUAUGAUUAAGCAGGAGGGAGACGCACCACGGAAAUACUGCUGACACUGAAGGUAGCUGGUUGCUUCUUUCUUCAGCUGACUGGGCUCACUUGCUCAAGAUGCUUACCAGCCUGGAGAGCUGCGUCUAUUUGUUUCGACCCAACCGACCUGCCAUCCAGUCCCGCCAGAGCAAGAUGGGCAGACGGGCCUGGGCCCCGCUCCCCCGGUGGAGUCCCCUCGGCUGCUGCAGGAGGAGCUGCCUCUUGUGUUGACAGACGGUCUGCAGCUCGCGUCCGGACAACUGUCAGUCUGUUCACUGCAUUCACCUUAGUGCAACUUAGAUCUCUCCUGCAAAGUAAAUGUUGACAGGCAGACUUCAUAACCGUGUCAGAUUGAAUGUAUCUAAAUGUAUGUAUUUAAGGAAAACACCCAUAUGCUCUUGUUCUGUUCCUGUCUGGUUCCAGACACUGGUUUCUUGCUUUGUUUUCCCUGGCUAACCAGUCCAGUCCAGUCCAAAAGAGUAAGAUUUCUUCUGGGGGAAAGAAAAGAAUUUUUUUUUAAAAAAAUCAAACUACAGAUGUUUUAAGCUAAGCCUACAUUUGGGAUAAAAGCAGGGGAGACACCAUGGACCGCGCCCUAUGUACAGAGACACCCAAGAAGUGAAGACCAAGAAAUCGUAGUUGUAUCUUUGUAGAAAGCUCUCAAGACCAUGUUGGAAAGCGUUUCCAGUUACUGAACAGAUGAAAAGGAGCCUGUGGGAGGGCUGUUAACAGUAACAAGUACUUUUUCCUCUGUUUUUUUUUUUUUUCUGAUUCAAACCAAACUAGUUCACCCAAAUCAUGACUCAAGAAGAAAUAAUAGUUUUCAUUUCCAAAUUCGCUUAGAUCGAUCCGACAGCCUGAAUCAGCACCUCCUCUUGCAUCUGACCCUGCCUCUUCCCCUCCCCUCUGCCUUCCCCAGCUCUCCCCACUCUCAUGCUUUUUUUUUUUUUUUUUUUUUU
Molecule: messenger RNA, 5874 nt
Organism: Eubalaena glacialis (North Atlantic right whale)
Lineage: Eukaryota; Metazoa; Chordata; Mammalia; Artiodactyla; Balaenidae
Gene: NCOA2
Product: nuclear receptor coactivator 2
Exons: 23
Coding region: 559-4938 (1459 amino acids)
Biological process (GO): positive regulation of transcription by RNA polymerase II; cellular response to hormone stimulus
Cellular component (GO): nucleus
Molecular function (GO): nuclear receptor binding; protein dimerization activity
Source: RefSeq, a predicted model, not a curated record